Messenger RNA from Raphanus sativus (radish), 837 nucleotides. RefSeq names its product putative B3 domain-containing protein At4g03170. The record is from RefSeq and is a predicted model, not a curated record. NCBI's taxonomy places the organism in Eukaryota, Viridiplantae, Streptophyta, Magnoliopsida, Brassicales, Brassicaceae. The transcript is spliced from 2 exons. The coding region runs from base 1 to 837 and encodes 278 amino acids. Gene Ontology annotation, molecular function: DNA binding.
AUGGCGUCUUCAACGCAAGACGAACAAGUCCACCACCGCAUGGAAGAAGACGCACUCGACGACGAAGACCUGAACAACGAACAGAAAGUGGAACCUGAAGUCAAAGUAGCCGAUGACAACAAGAUCGUUGCCUCAGAGUCAGCGACAAGCGAACAAGAAGUCAAAGAUGCUAAUCAAGAAGACGAAAGCAGAGGAGGGACGAUGACAACAACAUCACCACCAAGAAGCUUAACUCAAGAAGAAGAAGAAGAGUUAAGGGAAAAGGAGGCUCGAGCCUCAGCAAUCCUUCUGUCUAUGUACUACGACGCAGUCCCACCUAAGAAUCCAUCCGUGCUCGAAAUAGACGAUCACGAAAAAGACGACUCGGAACAAACCUUGAGGUUCCUCACCCGAUGGAAAGCUCCGGAUCUUCCACCGAACAAGAUCAUUCACCACUUGAUCGAGCAAUGCAGCAGACCGAUCCAAAAGCAGCUGACGACGAGCGACGUGAACUCUAGGAAGCUGUCUUUACCGAGGAAGAAGUUUCAGCAGCUUCUGGACGAAACAGAGGCAGCGCGAGGGAGAAAGGAGACUAGGGUUUCGGUUUACGGACCAGACGGGAAGGUUCAUGAGAUGUGGGUUGGUGAUAAGGAGAGGUCUUCGUUUGAGUUGACGUUAGGGUGGAGGAAGUUCGUCGUGGAUUAUGGGCUCAAGGAGUGUUGUGACUUCAUCACUGUGUGGAUGUUUAGGCGCAGAGACACGCAAGGGAUUUGCUUAGCUGUGGAUGCCAUACGGUUUUCGUUCAGGAAAGAGGUUAGUAAGAGGAUCUCUCAGGCUGCUUUCGAGGAUGAUGAUUAG